UCUCCUUUGCAUAUGUUAACCUCAUACACAAUGAGAGGCAGUAGUAGAAGUAGUUCUGGAUUUGGAUGGAGGAGAAACUUGAGUUUGAACUUCUCCAACACUUAUUACUAUCUCAGCAACUGUAAGUAUGUCAUUUAUUUCCCCUAUUUUAUUAGAUCAGUUCUAAUUUUAUAGAGUCAACCUCACAGUGUUGUUGUCUCAGACUGGAUAGUACACAUAAAUUGCUUUGUAAACUUCAAAUCUGUGUUUUUGUUUUUGUAAGAUUACUUCUUAGGUUCAACCCCAAAGGUAUAAAAAUACUCCUUUGAUUACCAAGUGAGGUAUGAAACAUAGUAAUCUCUGUUCACCAACGGCACUUUACAAUUUUGUGAGCAGCACUAUAUUAUUCUGGAUCCAAAGGGAGGAGAGUUUUCCCAUGGAUAGUGAAGUUUUCCGGGUUCUCCUGUUGCCACAUGGCAUGUUGCAGAUUGCAUACAUUCCCAUAAUAAUACAAGUUCUCAAUGGAGAUAAAAAAAAUUGUCCAAAAGGAUGAUUUAACAAAAGAAAUAAAUGGAAAAAAAUUAUGAGAUUUUAUUGGAAUGGGAAGGCAGCCCACUAAGUUGAUCCUUAUUUCAGCACCCUAAUUAGUCUUCCUGCCUCAAGACAGCCUACUCCAACAAUUCUCCACAUAGCUGCCAAAGUAAUCUUCAUAAAGGACAACCUAACCAUAUCACACUAAAACUCCGCUGACUUAUCUAAAGGGUUUCACAUAAAUUCCUUGUUGUUAAUUUAAGACUUUGGUUCCUUUCUUUCCCAUCUUCUUGGACUUUACUAUCCUCCCUAAACUCUGUACAUAAUCAAGCCUCCCUCUCUUCCUCUUCCUUCUCCUAUAAAUAGUUUUUGUGAGAUUCUCAUUUUUAUGUGGUCAAUCUUGAUCACAUUAUGAUAUUUUUUGUUUUUAUUUGAACAUAUAAAAAUUAAUAUCUUGAUUUUUAGUAGGAUAGAGUUAGGUAGAGAUAGAAACAGGUAAAUUCAGUGUUUUCAUGUAAUGUCUCAACUUUCACAUUUUAAAGUAGACUUUGUACAAUAUCUUGAAAAUUUUAUAACCUUAUAUACUGUUAACUUAGAUUAAUUUUAAUAUAUGUUUCUGUUUUAAACACUCAGGCUUAUAAAGAAAGAAUGCCUUCACUUUGAAAGCUACACAGUUCAUUUAAGAUCUAUUCCUGACUUUGUUACUGUACAUAUUGGUUGGUGGAAGUGAAACAUUAUAUACCACUUGAAGAACAAUCACAGAAGAAUGAAUUCCUUCUUAUCCUAUUUAGCUUAUUUGUUAAAUCAAAGGUCAACUUAUAGUUAUUUGAAUAGAAUUAUGUUAAUUAGUAACUUCUUCACUAAAUUCAUCUUUAGAUACAUUACUGUAUCAUGGAAGUUCUUAAAGGUCAUACUUGCAGAGUUUUUGGUUGUCCCCACUAGGUUGAAAGGGCUUCAAGUAAAGCUCAGUAGUGGACUACUUGUUAUCCAGGGACCAGCCUUGCUAAGUUUGAAGAGACUUAUCACUAAAUUGUCUGCAGCGUGAUGAAUCUUUUGGUCACAGUUCUUAAAGAUUGUUAUAAAGGCCCAUAAUAUGAGUUAGUGAAAUAAGUGCUUAUACCAGUGAAAUCUUGUAUUUUUUAAGUCAUUACUGAGUGAGAUUUUGUCUACAUCCAGUAAAUGAGAAAUAGAGGAGAGAACUUCUAAGUUGUUUUUAGGGUAUGUUAAAAAUACAAUGUAGCACCUUAAUAUACUUGGAUUGAAUUCUAGUUUGUAUUAUAAAGAAGAAAAGCAAUAAUUCAGUUGUGCAAGACUACUUUUGCCUGAUGGCAUAAGUAAUUUUAAGUACUUUGAAAUAGUUUCUAAAACAGGGACAGAACAUUAUUAUAUAGUUAAUUGGAACUAUUUCCAAAAGUAAUCAAUAUCCUAAGAAGAAUGAGAAAUUGUGGGAUCCAUUUGGAUCUAGAAAAAACUUUGUAUGGGAAAUUUUGUCCUCUGCCACCAGAAUUAUAUUUAGACAUGUAGGCAGUCACUUUGGAAAAGGUUUGGGAUUUGACUUGGUCCCAUGUUUUCUUCCAUAAUUAUUUGGAGCAACUUAAAUAACAGAUGGUGAUCAUUGCAGAAAUAAGAUUAUUACAGACAUUUUUACCUCAUUGCCAAUUUAUAGUUUAUUUUAGUUGUAAUUAUCAUGUUAUUUCUCCCAUAUUUACUGUCUUUUCAGGAUUUUAAAUGUUGAACACAUUUAAGAUAUAUGAUAAGAAAAUGUAUAAUACCAAUGCUCUUAAAACUCUGUAAGAACUAGGUUUUAUUUUUACUUUGUCAUGUAUACUUUAAGAGAGAUUUCAGAAUAAACAAAUGCCUUGUUUUCUAUUUUACCCUAGAAAUAAGAUACACUUCAUUUCUGAGUAAAAUUUGGAUGAAAAUUUUGUUUUGUUACUUUUAUAUUGAUCACAGGCUUAAAGUUGAGAGAGAGCUUAGAGGUUAUCUAAUCUACUUCCUCCUUCCCCCUUUACAUAUGAAAAAAUGGAAGUUCUAAGAGGUUUUGACUUGCCCAAAAUAAUACAGUAAGAAAAAGAAACAGUAUUUGAAUCUGGGUCUUUCUGACUACAUUUGGAAAGAGCUAAGUUAAGAUAAGAAUGCUAUGAAAUAUAUGAAUUAUUUUCCUAUAUAUCAGCACAGUCUGCAAAUUAGAGAAACUUCUUUCUUCUCUAGUAAAUUUCCAUUCACAUUUGGAAAUACAGAGUUCUUGUCAAAUCUGUCACCAUUUAGUUGGAGAGAAUAAUACCUGCUCAUGAAAGGUAAAAAAAGUAAAAAGAAAAAAAAAAGAAAAAGAAAAAAACAUUGAGGAAAAAUGGAAUAGAUAUUAAAUACUGAUUUAAAAAGUUAUCAAAUUAUUUUGACCUGAUUAUAAAAAUUUAAUAAUUUUUUUUCUUUUAAAAACUCAAUUUACUGUUGAAAUAAUUUAAAGAAAUACUUUUGGUAUAGUUGAUUCUUCAUCGAAGCAAAUUGAAUGCUGAUUACAUUUUGACAACAAAAUUAGCCUGCAGCUAAUAUAACAAAAGAAAUAUAAGUAAGUUUAAAAAUUAGCCUUCAUUUUUUAUGUUAUUGUAAGUAAUUAGCACGCUACCACUAUUUUUGUAUUAUAUGUCUCCUCAUUGCAGAUAAUCCAGGUAUGUACAGGUAAGGAACCAAAAAAAAAAUUGAUCCUAUGCUAGUAAAAUUUUUAAAAACAGUUCACAAACUAUAAAAUGUUGCUACAAAAUAUUUUCAGUUAUGCAUCAUAGAAAGUUAAAAAAAUUAUAUAAAGAUUUACUAAUUUAUUGUAUGAAAUUCUUAGGAAUAGUUAAAAUCCUAAGUUUCAGUUAUGCAUCCUAAAAAGUAAAAAAAAAAAAACAACAACUUUUAUAUAAAGAUUUAGCAUUUCAUUGUUUAAAAUUAUUAGGAAUACUUAAACUCCCAAAUUUGGAGGAUUUAUAUAUUUUGGUUUGAUAUACAUUCAUGAUUAUUUUCUUCAAUCUGACAUGAUUUUGUAGUUGUUGCUAUUAAUAACUAAUGGUCCUUUUUUUAAAAAAAAAAAUUUGUUUUUGAUAAGGGUGUAAGCCCUUUUGCAGGUUGGCCUGGACAGAAAAGUUCAAAGACAAUGCUUCAUAUUAGUCGGCAUCAGCAUUUGAAACUAAUAACCAAGACAUUUGUUUCUCUUAUGCAUUUUAAAGCAAAUAGACAUCUAAAGUUGGUUCUUCCAAGGACCUUUGCAUUUAGAGAAUUCAGGAAGUCAUGGUUCUCGACUCAUUCUCUUGGAAACAAAAAUAUUAUACUGAUGGGACUUCCUGGUUCUGGGAAAACAACAGUGGGCAAAAUAAUAAGUCAAAAACUAGGUUGUGGUGCUAUAGAUGUGGAUAAUAUCCUUGAAAUAACGUGGAAUAUGACUGUGGCUGAAAAAUUGAAGGAUGUUGGUAAUGAGCAAUUUAUAGAAGAGGAAGGAAAAGUGCUGUUAAAUUUUUCUGCAUCUGGAAUUGUAAUUUCCCUUUCUGGGUCAAAUCCAAUGCAUGAUGCUACCAUGCAGCAUCUGAAGAAAAGUGGAAUAAUUGUAUAUCUGGAUGUACCUAUAACAGAUUUAAUAGAUCGUCUGAGUUUAAUGAAGAUUGAUCGAAUUGUGGGCCAGAACUCUGGAAUGCCUCUGAAAGAAAUACUUCAAUAUAGGAGACAAUUCUAUAAAAAAUGGUAUGAUAUUCGUAUAUUUUGUGAAGAUGGAGCAUCUGUAGAGGUAAUAGCUGAUAAAGCCUUUGAGGAAAUUAAGAGGUAUCAAGAUGUAGACUCAGAAACAUUUGUUUCAACCAGAUAUAAAUCCAAAUACCCUGGAGAAAAAGUUUCCACAAAAUACUUCAGUAAUGCUGUUAUUGAGGGAUUAGCUUCUGAUGGUGGGCUCUUUGUUCCUCAGAAGGAACUUCCAAAAUUAAGUAGUGUAGAAUGGAAAAGCUUAGUAGGAGCAACUUACAUAGAAAGAGCACAGGUAAUAUUGGAGAAAUGUAUACAUCCUGUUCAUAUACCUGCUUUCAGGUUGGGAGAAAUGAUUGAAACUGCUUAUGGAGAAAACUUUGCCUGCUCUAAAAUUGCACCUGUAAGGCACCUUUCAGGCAAUCAGUUCAUUUUGGAAUUAUUUCAUGGACCUACAGGAUCAUUUAAAGAUUUAUCAUUACAACUAAUGCCACAUCUUUUUGCACACUGUAUCCCUCGAACUUGUAAUUAUUUGGUCCUUGUAGCUACUUCUGGGGACACAGGAAGUGCUGUGUUAAACGGUUUUAGUCGUCUUACUCACAGUGAUAAGCAAAGAAUAGCUGCAGUCACAUUCUUUCCUGAAGAUGGAGUAAGUGAUUUUCAGAGAGAACAAAUAAUUGGAAGUCAAAAAGAAAAUGGGUGGGCAGUAGGUGUCAAAUCAGAUUUUGAUUUUUGCCAGACAGCUAUUAAAAAAAUGUUUAAUGAUUCAGAUUUUACUGGAUUUCUUACAGUAGAAUAUGGAACAAUCUUGAGUUCAGCUAAUUCUAUAAACUGGGGCCGACUGCUUCCUCAGGUAAUUUAUCAUGCUUCUGCAUAUCUUGAUCUUGUUAGUCAAGGAUUUAUUUCUUUUGGAAGCCCAGUAGAUGUCUGUGUUCCCACAGGAAACUUUGGAAACAUAUUAGCUGCAGUAUAUGCCAAAAUGAUGGGAAUCCCUAUUCGAAAAUUUAUUUGUGCUUCUAAUCAAAACCAUGUUUUGACUGAUUUUAUAAAAACAGGACACUAUGAUCUAAGGAAAAGGAAACUGGUACAGAGUUUUUCUCCAUCGAUAGAUAUUUUGAAAUCUUCCAACCUGGAAAGACACUUACACUUUAUGACUGAUAGAGAUGGAAAAUUGAUGACAAAAUUAUUUCAUCAGUUAGAAAAUCAGCAACAUUUUCAGUUAGAAAAAAUCCUAGUUGAAAAGCUUCAGCAGGAUUUCAUAGCUGAUUGGUGUUCUGAAGAGAACUGCCUGGCUGCUAUUAAUUCUACAUACCACACAUCAGGGUACAUUUUAGACCCUCACACUGCAGUUGCUAAAGUAGUUGCAGAUAGAAUGCAAGACAAAACUUGCCCAGUGAUCCUAGCUUCUACAGCUCAUUACUCUAAGUUUGCUCCUGUUAUCAUGCAGGCUUUAAGAAUUAAAGAAAUAAAUGAGGCUUCCUCCAGCCAACUUUGUUUAUUAAGUUCAUAUAAUGCUUUGCCUCCACCACAUGAAGCCUUGCUAAAGCGAAUGAAACAACAAGAUCCAAACUAUCAUGUCUGUGCCCCUGAUAUGAAUAUCUUAAAGGGUCAUAUAGAAACACUUAUACAAAAUCAUUUCAUGAAAGUUUUCUAAGCAAAAAUAGAAAGUAUUUGUCAUUGUACCUAAUGUGUGGUUCAAAAAUUUUAUUAUGUAUGAAAUUGCCAUUUUUUCCAGUAACUUUUGCAUAUUUUUUAGAAUUAAAUAUUUAUGGCCUGCAAACACUUUUCAGGAUCUUAACUAAACAGCUCACUGGAAGCAAUACAUAAAUGCAUAGACUUUCGGGCUAUGUUGUGAUGGUCAUCAUAAAUCAAGGCUUUUCUCAUGAAAGAUGACUGGAGGAGUUCGUUGUCCCUGUUAACUGAGCUAAGAUUUCUGGUUUCCAUUAAUGAUUUGGCAACUGGAAUAUCCUAGUGCUGCUGUUGGGUACCACAUCUGUUAGUAUUUAUUGGUAUUCUAGUGACUAGAAAGUUAAUGCACCUCAAAAAAUGCCUAACUUGACCCCAGGGAAUGAUGAACUCAUCCAACAGGAUUAGACCAAUAUUUUUGUCUUGAAGGAAUCAUAUUUGAUUAGAAUGAACUGAAUUGGCAGUCUAAACUGCCUAAGAUUUAAUUAUACAAUGGGUUAGCUCUCCAACUUGCUUUAACAGUGUAGAUCCAUUUGGAUUUUUGGGAUGAUAGACCUUGAAAGCCAAAUAUAUUAUAGGCAUUUUUUAGAUUAUAAUUGAGUGUUACUAAAUGAGAAGCAUUACAAAAUAUUAACAAAGGAAAAGUGAAAUUUCUUGCCCUAAUAUAGGAAAGUGUUUUUCGGAAUUGAUAUUUGAAUAGAUAAUAGCAGUACAAUUUUUACCAUUUUAGAAAAUAGUUCUGUAUUGUUUGAAACCAGAAACUUUGUAUAUCCCAAUAAACAUGUUUAAAAUUUC
Messenger RNA from Antechinus flavipes (yellow-footed antechinus), 6705 nucleotides. It is a transcript of the gene THNSL1, whose product is annotated as threonine synthase like 1. The record is from RefSeq and is a predicted model, not a curated record. Gene Ontology annotation, cellular component: cytoplasm. The transcript has a single exon. NCBI's taxonomy places the organism in Eukaryota, Metazoa, Chordata, Mammalia, Dasyuromorphia, Dasyuridae. Bases 3650 to 5878 code for a protein of 742 amino acids.